AUGUCCAGCAUGCCCGUCAUAAUUCCCGGCGGCAAGAUCGACCCGUCCCUGACUCCGCUCACCACAGGCGUCACCAAGGAGCUGGAGCCGCACCACCGCCGCCUCAAGGAGGAGGAGGAGCGCAUCCGUGAGGAGUCCAAGGCCAAGGAGGAGAAGCUCCGCAAGAGCUUGCGCCUGUGGGACAAGCUCGAGCGCGAGAGCAAGGCGUUCGAGCUCAAGAGCGACCUCAGCGAGAAGAGCCUGAAGAAUAUCGCUGGCGAGGGCAUGGGCGGUGCCGCCUUCUAA
Molecule: messenger RNA, 285 nt
Organism: Phaeoacremonium minimum UCRPA7
Lineage: Eukaryota; Fungi; Ascomycota; Sordariomycetes; Togniniales; Togniniaceae
Product: putative serine arginine repetitive matrix protein 1 protein
Exons: 1
Coding region: 1-285 (94 amino acids)
Source: RefSeq, a predicted model, not a curated record